Messenger RNA from Cutaneotrichosporon oleaginosum, 410 nucleotides. RefSeq lists its product as uncharacterized. The record is from RefSeq and is a predicted model, not a curated record. Lineage: Eukaryota; Fungi; Basidiomycota; Tremellomycetes; Trichosporonales; Trichosporonaceae.
GAGUCCACGGCCUGGCAGUGCGGCGGGAGCUGGCGCGGAGUUUCGCCACACUUCGGGAUUCGGACGGUUUGGGAAUUAGACCGUGGGAAAGGUCCACCGUGGGAAAGUGAGAGUAAGCCGGUCAGGCGAGCAUUGAUCGUGUGAGCAUGUGCAAUCUGCGGCGCACUUGCAGGCAAAGAGGAACGAGCGACGGAGCAGCCGUGUCUCGUCUCGAGACGCGACGGCAAUCUGACGCCGCACGCUCGACGCGGCCGACGGCGAUCAUCCAGCUCACCGGCUGGUCAUGUGCAAGCUGCUUAGCGCCAGGUGCCAGGUCCCAUUCAGCUGUGGCGUUGGGCACUCUCGCCGAGCCUGGCGUAGAUAUGAUAUGAGCGCGAGGCACUAGAAGGAGAGAUGCCUUCCCGUAGCUU